Messenger RNA from Camellia sinensis, 1356 nucleotides. NCBI's taxonomy places the organism in Eukaryota, Viridiplantae, Streptophyta, Magnoliopsida, Ericales, Theaceae. The record is from RefSeq and is a predicted model, not a curated record.
CCCACCACCCAGUGAAUUGUGAUUGGUCCAUAUUUUUUUUUUUUGAAUCCUCCUGUGGCUGCCCCCCACGUGGGGGUGCUGGGGUCACCCCACUGGGGGUUUCCAGCUGCACUCGAGUAAGAAUUGCUGUUUGUUACCCUAUUAUACAGAGGUUCAAGAGAGAGGGGAGGGAGGGAGAGAGAGAGAGAGAGAGAGAGAGAGAGAGGAUGAGCAUUAGGAUUAAGAGUUUGUCACAACUAGUCUACAAAAGAAGUUACAGAGCUCAUCAAUCACCUCUGUCCUCAAUCAGGAGCUCCUCUCUCUCAACCCACCAACAAACCUUAACCCUCUUAAACCGUCACUCUCCCUUUUCUUCUUCUUCUUCUUCUUCUUCUUCUUCUUCUUCUAGUUGUUACUGUAACCAUUACGCUUUCCAUGUGGGUUUUUCUGUUCCUUCAAAAUCCACCUCAUCUUUUCUUCUUCGGUACCUAAGUACCACCACCACCACUACUACUACGCCUCAAGAUAUUGAUGAUCAAAAUCAGGAAACCCCACUUCAGCAUGAAAUGGAUGACGAGGUAGAACCCAUUGAUUUGUGGGAAGAAGAGGACGAUGCUGAGCCUGAGAUUGGUGAUGGAGGGGAUGGUGGUGGAGUUGUCCUGCAAAAUUGCCCUUGGGGUGAACGGGCUCUAUCAAUAGCCCAUGAAAUCCUGCUGCAGUUUGGUGAUGAUAUGAAACUCUACGCUUUUAAGACUACUCCCCGGGGAUACAUUUAUGUGAGACUUGACAAACUUUCAAAUGAAUAUGGUUGUCCUGGUAUGAAGGAAAUUGAAAGUUACAGCCACCAAUACAAAAAAAGAUUAGACGAAGUUGGGGCAUUGGGAGAAAUACCUGAUGAUUUGGCUCUUGAGGUGUCAUCUCCCAGUGCAGAGCGGUUACUGAAAGUUCCAGAUGACAUGAAUCGAUUCAAAGGCAUGCCUAUGAGAGUAAGCUAUGUAGAAGAUCUAGAAUCUAAAUGUCUGGAAAAAAAUGGAGUAUUUUACCUGGACUCGAUUAAAACUGAAUCAGGGAGCUGCGUAUGGAGGCUGGCAGAUGUGAAGGAAAACAGAGACCCGUCAGCAAAAGGAAGACUGUUAAGCCGUAAACAGAAGGAUUGGAGAUUAGAACUGCCAUAUGCUAUGUUUAAAAAGGUUACUCUGUUUCUUGAUUACUGAUUGGUAUUUUAUGUUUCAGAAUGGUCAUGCAUGGCCUCAAGAGCCUACUGAUGCAUUUUUGACUUUUGGAAUGUAGUAGUUGAAAAGGGUUGAAUUUAGAAAUUAAUAUUUGGUUAGAAAAUGAUUAAUGAGCAUUAUCGGAGUGACAACUGAGUCUUUUCUA